CUUCCCUGCACAAUAGCCGUUGAGGGCCCCGCCUUUAGAGAACAGAUUGUAUAACCGGGCCUAGAUUAUGUAGUUCGUUUACCCAACCGAGAGCGCUGGAUCUUUGCAAGACGCCUGCCCUGCGGCUGGAGAGGAGACAAGUCCACGGCGGCCUUGAAGCGGAAGAAGGGAGGCGAGGCAGCGCGAAGCGAGAAGGAGCGCGGAUUGCGAAGGACGCCUGCGGAUACUUGGUUUGGCUGAGGUUGAUUUCCCCCCCUGGUGACUAUGGCUUCUGUCCCAGACAAUCAGCAAGUCCAGGCCUCUUCCCUUGACCAAAAAGACCAGAAUCUGCUCCAUUCUCCAACUUCAAAUGUUAGAAUUGAAGACAUUGAAAGCAUCCGUCGAGAGUGUAAAGAGGAAAGUUUUUGGCACAGAGGUCUUCCUCUGUCUCUUGGAAGUAUGCUUGUUGUUCAAGGACUAGUGGCCAACGGUACUUUCAAAGCAAGCCCUAGAUUUGGAGCACUGCCUAAAAUGGCACUUGCUGGUUUCGUAGGUUUUGCUGUCGGGACUAUGUCAUACAUAAGAACAUGUCAGAAGAAGUUUGAAAGUAUUGGCGUUCAGCCCUUUGGCCCCAAAUGGCACUGUCCUCAUACUUGCAAAGAUUGCAAAGCUAAGUUGGAAAAAAGUGUUGGAAAAAUCCAAGACUCCCAUUUCUUAAAGAUCUGAUUGAUUUAAGCAAUAGUCAUGGUACCUGCUCUACUAAAGCAACAAACUCAGCAUUUUGUAAAAAAUCUACUUUUAAACCUAUUGUAUACCUUAAAACGAUUUUAAAUAAAAAAAAUAUAAAGUUUAA
Molecule: messenger RNA, 832 nt
Organism: Heteronotia binoei (common prickly gecko)
Lineage: Eukaryota; Metazoa; Chordata; Lepidosauria; Squamata; Gekkonidae
Gene: OCIAD2
Product: OCIA domain containing 2
Cellular component (GO): mitochondrial inner membrane
Source: RefSeq, a predicted model, not a curated record